This is a messenger RNA of Giardia duodenalis, 186 nucleotides long. RefSeq lists its product as uncharacterized. The record is from RefSeq and is a predicted model, not a curated record. Lineage: Eukaryota; Fornicata; Diplomonadida; Hexamitidae. The transcript has a single exon. Bases 1 to 186 code for a protein of 61 amino acids.
AUGAUAGAAGCAAAAGAUGAUGUCCGUGCAGAGGUCCUGAUGUAUGACGAGUUCGAAGAAUUUGGCGUUCUUCAGGAUCCUGAAAAGGCUUUGACUGAAGCUAUCUUGAGCAAGGAUACGUGGCAAGAGGCAUGGAACAAGGAACCUACAGAUGCAUAUAUACAAAUGCUACAGAGGCUGGAGUGA